GAAAAACGCAGAGAGCUGAAAUUUGAUGGUCGCCUAGAAAAAGAGCUUUCUGAAACUUACGCAUUUCUGAUGGUUGAUCGAUCUCAGAUCCAAAACAUAUGUGAAAAGGGGCUGCAGGUGGGCCACUCCAAAAUAACGAUUCUCGGCAGCCCUUCCAUGGGUGUGUAUAUCUCCAGGUAUGCUGAUUUAUUGCAGCCUAAUCCCCUAGAAGCUGGAGCAACUGGAGAUGUGAUUGUUUUUAAAAUAAUAAAGGGAAAAAUGAAAAGCAUAUACGACCACAUUGGUAUGAAAGCAAUGGAAUCAACAGUGAAGAGUGUGUUAGAUCCAACACCAAAGCAUGAGUGUCAUGUUUCAAAGAAUGCAAAUAAAGUAACCUCCUUGUUGGCUUAUCGAGCCUAUGAACUUACUCAGUACUAUUUUUAUGAAUAUGGCUUUGAUGAGAUAAGACGAAGACCAAGACAUGUUUGUCCUUAUGCUGUGGUUUCAUUUACUUAUAAAGAUGAAAUGGUGCAAGUACCAAAAUUCUUGCCCCCGUCAAGAUCAAACAGCUUCAACACAGAUAGAAGUACAGAUAAAUCUAACUUUACAUUAUGGAGGGGGCAGCUUUGGAAUAGAGGCAAACUUUUGUGCCACGUUUCCUUGAAAUCAGCAGCACGUCCUUUCCUUCCAUGCAAGCUUCCUGAGAAGCUUGAGGUUGAAAAAGUUGUGAGCAUUGAUCAGUUGAAGAAAAAAGUUUCACCAGCGUUGUUCUAUAAAGAAACUUACCUAGGAGCAAAAGAAGUGUUGAAGAACGGCAUGUACUGUAGCCUUUAUGAAGUUGUGGAGAAGUCCCGUUCUGGUAGUCACUUGGAGGGUUUACUUCAAAAACUAGAGAAAGAGAAACUUGUUCUUGUGAAACCACUUCUGGACAGAGGAUUUCUUUUUCUUCUUUCUCCUUGGCAAAUGAUGUCCCCUUAUGACCACCAAAUUGGACGGUCCCGCAUGCUACAUGCGUUAUUUCUGUUUCCAGAACCUAGAGGUAUAAUGAGCUCAAGUAAUGUUCCAUUUGGAACACAGAAAAAUUCAACUACCGUGGUGUUGCACGAAAAUCAGGAAAUCAUUCCAGAAUUCACAAAGUUUAUUCAGUCUCUACAUUUUGCUUUAAUCCAGUCUCGUAAAGACGCUACUGCAGAUUUCAAUGCUGUUGUGGAAAGGUAUAUAAAUGAGUAUUUGAAAAGAUGCUGUAGUGGCUCUGGAAACUAUAGAGAAUUUGUAUUAUAUCGGUAUGAAUCACGGUUGGAUGACAAAAAAUUUCUUUAUUCUGCUCCAAAAAAUAAAUCUCAUAUUGACAGCUCCUUGCAAAACUAUAUUUUUGGUUGUGAGGCAUAUCAACUACCUGUUUCUAGAGCUAAGGAACUGAUGGAGAGAAAUCGGAAACUUCAACAGUUCAGUCCCAUCUCAGACUAUGAAGCCACAGAAGAAGACUCUGAUUUUGCCAAUGCAAAAAGCGGGAAAAGAAUCCGUGCAAAAUAUGAAGCCACUGCUGCCAAGCAAAAACUGCCUCAUUCUGGAGAUUAUGAUCCCGAUAGACUCAAAGAACUUAUUAACUUAAUCCAGUGUAGGAAAAAAAAUGUAGGUGGAGAUUCUGAUUCUGAAGACCUUAGGAAUAAAAGUGGUCUGAAAAGGAAGCUGGAAAAACAGUCUGAAAAUUUGCGGAAAUACUUAAAAAUGAGUGAAUCUUCAGAGAACAGCUGUCAGUACGAAGGUAAAACCUCGGAUUCGCCACACUCUGUUUUCUCAGUUAAUACUGGUCUUGGUGGACAUGAUACUGACUUGAGGCAGCAAGAUGUAUCCGACCCCGCUGUUACUGACACGCAUGGCCUCAUUAAACUGCUUUUAGAAACACUAGCUAGUGCAGGACACUUGGAUUCAUCGUUGGCACGGUCUGUAAAUCAAGCUUUAGGAUUAAGCACUGAUGAAAUUGAAGAGGAUAUGAGACAAAAAUAUGAAUAUGAAUCCAUUCCAGCACAGGACAAAGAUGAUCAUGAGCUUCCUAAUACUGCUCAGGCUGAAAAUGUUAACUUUAAGGACCCACAGAGCCCAGUGAUGCUGGAAACUGACGUGGCAUGCUUACCCUACCCAGUUGAUGUUGAUCUACGGCUUUCAGCUAAUGAAGUAGGCCUUGAACACACGCUACGUUUAAAAGAAGCAAACACUGGAAGUCUAAGUAGUUUUGAAGACUACAGCCCCUGUCCUAGUACACCUAUAGAACAUGUUUAUCGCAGGCAACAUUCCAACUCAAAUAAUAUAGGAGAAAUUGGAAUGCACUGGAAACUUAUUCCAAUUACAGGAGGGGCAGGAAUAGUACAAGAGGGUCAGAUGGAAAAACAUGAAGAUAAGCGAACAGACGCACAGAAGGGAACAGCAGAAGAUGGACUUUAUACACGACAAGUGGAGAAACUUGAAGAUCAGUGUGGGCUAGCAGAUCACCCUUUUACAACUAAGCAUUCCAUUAGUGCAAUAAUAGAGACUACACUAUUAGAAGAAUAUAAUCUCUUUGCAAGAAAGAUUCAGGAAAUUUUGCAGCAAAAGAAUAUUGCAUAUGUUAGUGGUAUGUCCACACCAGUCUUCUCUGCCCGAGAGAGGAUAAUGAGACUUUCUGAAUACAUAUGUUUACAGGCAUCAGAGAUUUCUGUCCAAGAAUAUAUAGAGACACUGAGUGAAAAGUUGAAUAGCGUUAUUUUGUCCUCUUCGUGCAUUCGACAUACUCCAUCAAUUUAUUCUAGUCCUGAAUCAGCAGAAGUGGUUAGUAACGCAGCACUGAAUCCUGCACCCGACACCGUACCUGUUUGCAGGGACUCUGACAUGGCAUUGUUAUCAGAGCCAUUGUGUAAUAACGUGGUGGAAGAUCUGGAUUCUAACGAGCAGCGUUUGUCAAGCUUGCCUUUAGUGAAGGAGGAAAUGGAUCAUGUGAAUGCUAAAAUGGAGGAUAUGCUGACGUCUGAUCAGACCUCUUCCAGUGGUGAUCUGAUGGAGCCACCAGAAAAGACACAGAAAUCCCCAGAGAACUUAAACAUUUCAACCCAACCAGCCCUUUCUGAUUUUAUAAGCCAGUUAAAACCUGAAGUAUUUAACAGUUUGGUCAAAAUUAUUAAAGAUGUACAGAAAAACACUGUGAAAUUUUAUAUUCAUGAAGAGGAAGAAAGCAUUCUCUGCAAAGAAAUCAAGGAGUAUCUCACCAAGUUAGGUAAUACAGAGUGCCAUCCAGAACAGUUCCUUAAAAGAAGAGCUGAUUUAGAUAAACUGUUGAUAAUUAUCCAAAACGAAGACAUCGCCAACCUCAUCCAUAAGAUUCCUGGCUUAGUAACUUUGAAGAGGCUUUCUUGUGUCAGCUUUGCGGGUGUUGAUAGUUUGGAUGAUGUGAAAAAUCACACGUACAACGAAUUGUUUGUGUCUGGUGGUUUUGUUGUGUCAGAUGAAUCUGUCCUUAAUCCAGAGUCCAUCACUAUAGAUAAACUGAAACAGUUCUUAAAGUUUCUGGAGGGUCUCAGUACCCCAGAUGGGAAAUGGCAGUGGAAAGUCCACUGUAAAAUACAAAAGAAACUUAAAGAGCUGGGGAGGUUGAAUGCCAAUGCCUUGAGUCUGCUGACCCUUCUGAAUACCUAUCAAAAGCAGCACUUGGUUGAGAUUCUGUCUUACCAUAAUUGUGACUCUCAAACUCGAAAUGCUCCAGAAUUAGAGUGUCUUAUCAGGCUUCAGGCUCAAAACAUACAACAGAGACAUGUUGUCUUCUUAACAGAAAAGAAUCUCAAAACACUUUCAAAUUAUGUUGAUAAUGGAAUAGUGGUUGCUACUGUUGAUGACUUUAUGCAAAAUUUUAAAAGUCUCGUUGGCUAUCACAACUCGGUUACUGAAGAAAACAGCCUUCCUCUCUCUGAUGCUCACAAAAGACAAUCAGUUCUUGUAGAAAACGAUGAAAAGGAUGAGGAGGACAUGUCUCUGGAUUCAGGGGAUGAAACAUCACAAAUAGAAAUCUGCAAUGAUGCCUCUAAGUAUGAUACUCACUUGGAAGCUUUGCAGACAGAGGCCAAGGGCUCACAUGGAGCAGAUGCAAAAGAAAGCUGCUCAUCAGUUACAGAGUUAUCUCCUGAAGCACAAAUUGGCUUGAUGGAAAAGACUUCUAAAAUUGACUUGGAAGAGAUACAACCAAUUACUCCAGUUUCUACAACAUGCUCUGUUGAAGCAGAAAAACACAAUUCAGUUGAACAAGCUCCUUUCAAUAACUUCCAAGUUUAUAGCAGACAAUUAAACAUGUCCCAUCAGUUCAGUCACUUUAACGUGCUCACUCAUCAGACUUUUCUGGGAACAACAUACCAAAUUUCUUCUGCAAGUCAAAACCAAGAAGGGGGCAAUUAUUUUCUAUCUGCUUACAGUCAGAGCAUGGAUACAGACAAGUCGUCAUCGCCUGGUGGCUGGGAUAUAAAUUGUGAUUCUUCUAGGCCAUAUUCAAAACAGAAAUAAACUCCUAAGUCUUUUUAUAAGUUGCUGUGGACUUUUCUGUUUCUAAAAUGGUGGAUUAACAAUUUCUAUUUUAUUCUGGAACAAAAUGUUUCUUGUCCUUUAUCUCAAAUGUUUUCUUGUCUUAUUUAAAUUCUGAUGGCCUGUACCUGAUGGAAGCAUCUGAAAAUUGAAAUAAAUAUAUAUAUUUUUUAACAUUUACUGUACUUGAAUUAUCUUGU
Molecule: messenger RNA, 4718 nt
Organism: Charadrius vociferus (killdeer)
Lineage: Eukaryota; Metazoa; Chordata; Aves; Charadriiformes; Charadriidae
Gene: TASOR
Product: family with sequence similarity 208, member A
Exons: 22
Coding region: 70-4500 (1476 amino acids)
Biological process (GO): negative regulation of gene expression, epigenetic; protein localization to heterochromatin
Cellular component (GO): nucleoplasm; heterochromatin
Molecular function (GO): chromatin binding
Source: RefSeq, a predicted model, not a curated record